UGUUUACCGAGCGGCUGAGGGAAACCGAUCGGGAGGUUGCCGGCCCCAGAGGGGAGCCGCUCGGGAGGUACCUCACCUCGGGGAGAGGGAUCGUACCCGCGAUGAAUCGGGGCCGGUAGCGCGGAUCGGUGUGGUCUCGAUGCUGCAGUGUCUCUCUAUGGUGUGGCGCAAGGUGCUGAGGAAGCGCUGGGUCCUCGCCGUGGUGUUCGGCCUCUCACUCAUCUACUUCCUGAGCAGUACCCUGAGGCAGGAGGAAAAAACAGUACUUGACAGAAACUUGAUGCAACUUCGAGGUUCUGAGAGGCGAAUUGUGUUAAAGGUGCGCUUCAACCUUGGCAACAGCAGCAGGCCAUAUACACAGUGUCGAAACUCCAUCCAGGGUAAACUGCUAAUUACAGAUGAACGAGGUUAUGUAUGUGAAAGGAAAGACUUGCUUGUGAAUGGCUGCUGCAGUGUAAAUGCACCUAGCACAAAGCUUUACGCAUGUGAUACUUGUUUGCCCAAUGACUGCUGCACUGUGUAUGAGUACUGUGUCUCCUGUUGCCUACAACCAAACAAGCAACCUCUAUUAGAACGUUUCCUGAACAGGGCUGCAGAAGCCUUCCAGAAUCUGUUUACAGCAAUCGAAGAUCACUUUGAGCUUUGCCUGGCAAAGUGCAGAACAUCAUCUCAGAGUGUUCAACAUGAAAAUAACUACAGAGAUCCUGCUGCAAAGUAUUGCUAUGGAGAAGAUCUGCCAGAGCUACUUCCACUUUAAUUAAUGUUGUUAAAAUAGCCGUCAUGACCAAACGUUGUAACAAUCUCACUGUGGAAGGACUGCAGAAAUUUUGCUAAAAUAUGAGGAAAUUGCAUUUUUUUCUACAUCAUUAUUUAUUCUUUAUUUUGUUUCAACUUUUGAUGGCAGCAAUCAAGGCAACCAAAUGCGAAACGAUACUCCUCCAAAAUGUGUAAUUAGUGCUUUGCUCAAUAUUGCAACCUGAGCAGAUGACUGGCAGCAACUAAAGAAUCAUCAGCAACACUAAUUACAGUUUAUUUGCAUAUUUGGAAAUUAAUUUGAACAAGAUAUGUAAAUAUAUGCAUGUGUUUAUCAAAAUUAAGAUGUAUACAACUCUUGAUUUAUGAGCAGUUCAGAUUUUUCUGCUUGCUGCAUAUUGUUUCAAGUCUUGCCUAUUCAUAAAGCAAUAUGAUCAUAUGAUAAAUGGAAUCACAUUGAAAUAUUUUUUCUUAUGUUUUGAGCAUCAUUGAAGCAUGAUACUUUGUGCAGCAAGAUUGAAUUGUUGUAGUUAAAUACAGGCUCUGAACAUUUGAGUGUGCGUAUAUUAGGUUAUCUCCACUCCAUUUUAUAGAUUAUAUAUAUCGUGUUUUGGCCUCAUUGUUGCAUUCUUAUCUUCAGUAAAGAUGUAGCUGUUUAUCUGAGCUAUACAAAUUAAAAACUAAAGUGAUAUGCUGUGGCUGAAUUUCCAAAAAAUAGAUUAAUUACAACUUCAAGAAAGAUGAGGCAAAAAUUGAAAGAAACAUUUCUUGCAAUAAGAUGCAAUACUGAACAAAUUUGAAAAAGAGCAUGUUUAAGUUUCCUAAUUAUGUUUUGAAUAAGGAAAUGGUACUGAAAGAGAAUAUGUUUUAAAAACAGCUGUAGUAGUUGGAUAGUGAGUAAACAAGCCUCAGCUUUUAAUAAAAAAAGUCUAUCCUUUAGUGAAUGCCAAAGGUUGAAAGGCGAUCGUUGUGCAUUAUUUUCUUUCAUUUGAAAGAGUCUCUAGGCAAAUGAGCCAGAAGUAAAAUAUUGGCAUUAAAAUAUGAAACAGCAUCAUUUGUGCUUGUUGUUCCAUAUGGUUGUGUAUUAAAAACAAGUUAUACUUCAGAGAGCAUCUUCCUAAGGGUUGAAGAAUAAAUCAUGUGUUUUUGUUUUAUAUUUGAGAUGCUAUUAACUUAAUGUAAGCUAACUUAAUUUGUGUAUGGAGACUGUGUAAGUGUAACUGUUCUUGAUGUCAUGAAAUGGAAUAAUGUCCAAAUAAAGAACAAUGUAACAGAUAAA
Rhincodon typus (whale shark) is the source of this 2032-nucleotide messenger RNA. It is a transcript of the gene spring1, whose product is annotated as SREBF pathway regulator in golgi 1. The transcript is spliced from 5 exons. Gene Ontology annotation, biological process: positive regulation of SREBP signaling pathway. The record is from RefSeq and is a predicted model, not a curated record. NCBI's taxonomy places the organism in Eukaryota, Metazoa, Chordata, Chondrichthyes, Orectolobiformes, Rhincodontidae. Bases 140 to 757 code for a protein of 205 amino acids.